UUCUACUACCGGGUCAGAGCCAUGGCGGUGGCAAAUUCAAGUCCAGUCAACCCGGUGGUGUUUUUUGAUGUCAGCAUUGGCGGCCAGGAAGUUGGUCGCAUGAAGAUCGAGUUGUUUGCAGACGUGGUGCCUAAGACGGCCGAGAACUUUAGGCAGUUCUGCACUGGAGAGUUCAGAAAAGAUGGUGUUCCAAUAGGAUAUAAAGGAAGCACCUUCCACAGGGUCAUAAAGGAUUUCAUGAUUCAAGGUGGAGAUUUUGUUAAUGGUGAUGGUACUGGAGUCGCCAGUAUUUACCGGGGUCCAUUUGCAGAUGAAAAUUUUAAACUCAGACACUCGGCUCCAGGCCUGCUUUCCAUGGCCAACAGUGGUCCCAGUACAAAUGGCUGCCAGUUCUUUAUCACGUGCUCUAAGUGUGAUUGGCUGGAUGGGAAGCAUGUGGUGUUUGGGAAAAUCAUUGAUGGACUCCUAGUGAUGAGAAAGAUUGAGAAUGUUCCAACAGGCCCCAACAAUAAGCCCAAACUGCCAGUGGUAAUCUCACAGUGUGGGGAAAUGUAAUCUAGACCAAGACUGAGCCAGGUGAGUGUUCUCUUCUUCAUGGGGAAGGAAUCAUGGCUUGAGGGAGACUUUCCACUCAAGGAUGUGCAUUGAGUCCUCUCUGCAUGUGAGCCUGGAGCAAGCUCUCCUUCAGAGUAUGUUUUCUCAGCUUUCUGUCAGGAGACAGUGUCAACCUUAGGGUCACAGUGAGGAGCAGAAAGGAUGGACCCUAGAAAUACUCCCUUUUCUGCUGCCUCAUACAGUGUCACCCUGAAAAGGACCUGUCUUUCAAGUGACUGGAGUCAAGCACUGGGACCAACCUGAGGAGGCAGGAGACAUGUGCCAUGCUGUCCUCAGAACUGACAAUGGUGUCGCACCUUGGAAGUGUGGGCCUCACAUGUAGCUUUCACAGGCGCCUUUCCUCCCAAUACCUGCCACUGGCUGCUCUGCACUGGGGCAUUCUGAAAAAGAAUUUAGAGGCAGGCACUCCCAGGAGGGAAGUCAUGUUCUCAGAGGUGAAUGCUAGUAAUGCAAGUGACUUGGCGUUACAGCACGCUAGGGGGAAUGGGUCAGACAGUCCACCUCUGUGAGAGGUCACGGUUUUUCCUUUGUCUUUUAAAUUUGUUUUUCAACCUUACAAAAAAGUUGGGAAAAUGUUGAUUAAUUGUCUGCAACUUCAGGACAAGGGUCACCAGUACUUGACAUUUGCAGUGGCUGUGCUGUCUCCUCUCUUUAUUCCCAUGCCACAUUCACUCCUCUUCCUCUCCUUCCUGCCCUUAUAGCUUCUUGUUCUCAUUCUAAAAUUGCAGACCUUGACACUUCAUCCUAAGCACUUCAGGGAGGAGCCCCUAAAAAUGAGAAUAUCCUAAAUAAACAUAAUAUUUGUAAUACAUUGUACAUAUUCAAAUUU
Psammomys obesus (fat sand rat) is the source of this 1444-nucleotide messenger RNA. RefSeq names its product peptidylprolyl isomerase H (gene Ppih). The transcript is spliced from 9 exons. The record is from RefSeq and is a predicted model, not a curated record. Gene Ontology annotation, molecular function: peptidyl-prolyl cis-trans isomerase activity. Gene Ontology annotation, cellular component: intracellular membrane-bounded organelle. Gene Ontology annotation, biological process: protein peptidyl-prolyl isomerization; protein folding. Lineage: Eukaryota; Metazoa; Chordata; Mammalia; Rodentia; Muridae. The coding region runs from base 22 to 555 and encodes 177 amino acids.